GAUCAUCAUCGACACCUACGGCGGCUGGGGAGCCCACGGUGGCGGCGCCUUCAGUGGCAAGGAUCCCACCAAGGUGGAUCGCUCCGCAGCAUACAUUUGCCGACAGAUGGCCAAGUCCGUGGUGUCUUCUGGUUUGGCAGCCAGGUGUUUGGUGCAGCUGUCCUAUGCGAUCGGCGUCGCCAAGCCCUUGUCUCUCUUCGUAGAGGCUUAUGGCAGCGAGAAGGGCCAGCUGACGGUGGAUGACAUCACCAACGUCUUGAAGAUUGAGUUCGACUGCCGUCCCGGUGCCAUCGCCGCGUCCCUGGCCCUUCGGGAACCAAAGUACCAGGAGACCGCGGCCUACUGCCACUUCGGCAGGGAAGCCGUGACCAAGGACGGCAUCAAGUUCUUCGAAUGGGAGAACGCCAAGGACUUGAAGAAGUAUGCAUCCAUGAGCAGCGAACAGGUGGCUGCUGCCCUGAAGGGCAGCAACUACCUCACCAAGUGGGUGGACUAAACGCCAGGGCGACCAGGCCUUUGGCGCCACAAAAUUUCUCAGCUGAUUUUGAGCAAGGAUACCUCGGAUCCUGCAGUGAGCCGCUGCUGCGACGAGGAAAACAUACUGGAAUUUUGGAACUAGUUUUCGCGUUUUGAAAAUACCAAUAUAAA
Molecule: messenger RNA, 648 nt
Organism: Cladocopium goreaui
Lineage: Eukaryota; Dinophyceae; Suessiales; Symbiodiniaceae
Source: the annotation of a GenBank genome assembly